AAGAGGCAUGCCGCAAGGUGGCAAGUGGCAAGUGUGUUCUUUCUUGUGGGUUGUGGCAAACGAUGCAGCCGACGCGUCAAUCCUUUAUAGUUUAUAGCCUGAUAAGGUACAGCACUUGCGAUAACGUGCUAUUGUAAGUUGAUUAAUAAAGAAUAUGAGAAAAUAGUUGGACUAUUAGUGACCUUGAUCAUUCAUUUCUUGCUGUGUAAUAUUGAAUGACUUCAAUUGGUUUUCAUCCUCUACUUCUCGGAAAAUAGAACUCAACAUUCAGAAAAUGUUUACCAAGUUUCCUCCUUCUCUUUCAAAAAUAUGCAUUCGUACUGGAAAUGUUUUGAACAAUAAUAACUUUAAACAAAAAGCUGUUCAAAAUCCAACAGAGGAGUUGGUGGAGAGUGUGCGUGUUGUGCUAGACAGAUGGGCGACGCAGGGGGGUGCCGAGGUUGGGGGUGACCAGGUGGAGGUGCACGUGAAGGAUGAGAGUGAUGUGCCAACCGAGGACGAUGUCAGCGAACUCAGGUACAGUGGCAAAGUGUACGUCACUGACGGUGGUCCACUGGCACUCACCGAAGCCAUUCAUAAGUUACUGGAAGUUGUGAAUGGUUGUCAUGUGGACUCGCUAGUGCUGUCCUACGAUGGUGAAGACUUUGCUAAAUUAAUGGAGCUGUGGUCGGUGCUUGAGGAUCACGUGACGGCCAAUAAGAUCGCUCAGAUUGGGGUGGCUGACGUUGAAACAGACACAUUCGUCAAACUCUAUGAAAUGAGCAAGAUUAAACCAGCUAUAGUUCAAAUCAGCCUGGCAACAUGCUGUGUUGUACCACCUCAACUACAGGAAUUUACAAAUAAAAACGACGUACAAUUGCUAACGCACAACGACCCUAAACACGUGCUGCCCAGUGAAGCGAUGGCGACUCUGCUUGGUGCCGAGGAAGCGCGCAGCUUCAAGCUGUUGUGGAUGUCGCGUCUACUGGUGCACAUCAAGUGUCGCGGCGUGCUUGCAUCCAAGAGCCAUCUCAUCUGCAUCCAGCGUACACCACCCACGUGAGCCUCAUAUCAGCAAACCAUCUCUCCACAACUAUUUUCCUAUCGCAGUUCGGGCCGUUUUAUGAACGAUGCCGAAAACUACACUUCACACGACUUGUCCAAAGUCAUUACACACACAUCGAUUUUAGGGUGUUCGAUUUUUUGCCGUCCUUAUGAAAUCUACCAGAUUAAACGGAACUAGGCCAAUUUAUGAACACAUCAGUUUGCCCAGUUAUUUUUAAUCCAAUAUAGUUUAUAAGGACGAGAAACAAUAGUCCUUAGAACUAUGAAACAAUCGUCUUAGAACUGUACAACACAUCAUCUGUAUGCCAAGUUAUGUUUAAUCCAAUAUAAUUGUAAGGACGGCAAAAAAUUGUACGUCCAAAAAUCGAUGUGUGUGUCUAACAACCUCGUACUAGAAUCGUUGUUUCCUAGGGAACGAAAUUGAGCUAACUCUUGGUCUAUGGUGAGAUUCAUGUUAUAAAAUCAGCACCUGAUUAACCUUGGUGUUGCUAUCCUUGUCUGUCAUUAGACAAAGCAGAUAUCUUAACAAAAUUAGACAGAUUUGCCUAGGUAAAGCAUUUAUAUCCUCUUUCAACUCCGCAAUGUUGCCAAAUUGCUUUUACGCUAUGAAGAAAUAUAUAUAUAUAACAAAAUAUUCAAUCUCAGGAGAAUGUAUUAUCCAAACAUGAAUAAAUGAUUUACGAAUAAAAUAUAAUUAUUGAUCAUGAUUAACAAUUGAUAUCAUAUCAGAAAUAUCGGGAUAACUUGAAUCAUGCUAUCUACUCUAGAAAUACGAGACUUGAAAAUCCUGUCAUCCUAUCUUUUUCACUAGCUUUAUAUCGUGAAUCUCAAUCACUAUAGCGUCAUUUAUGACUUGGGACAAAUGAUAAUCCAAUGAAUGAUGCUUGGACCAAAACUUAACUAGGUUGUCUAGAAUCGUGUUGCUUUGCUGGACAACUAAAUUUAGGGUAAGCUCAAUUUUAUCUGGCAUUGUUCGUAAAUGUGGCCCUGGCUGCUGUCAAUAGAGUCCUACCGACAUGGAAUAUGAACUUGCUAUAUCAUAGACUAUAGAUAUCGAUCAUUAUGGCUAUUUUGAAUUAGAGUGUAAUGCGGUACUGUUGUUUCUAACUUUAGGGCACAAAUAAAACUGUACAGAUUUCUUUGUUAGCUUUCUGCUAAAUCUUAUGUUAUUUCUAUUUCCACUUGAUACUUUUAUUAAUGAUUUCAGCACAUGAGUUGAAUCAAAUAGUGGUAUUUCAUAGAUUAGAUUGAAUGAUUAAAUUGAAACACGAAAUAUUCUACUUUUAAAGUGCAUAGGGUUUAGUUGAUAAGGAAAAGCAUGAGAAAAACCGUUGGCUUUAAUUUAUCAUGUUAUAAACAUUUCAAGUUUAAAAGCAAAAUGAUUUAGAAUAAUAUUAUUAUGGAGUAGAAAUAUUAUUAUAAAUGUAUCUUGAAAUUUUUCAUCUCAAGAGACAAAAAGUCUAUUUAGAAUAUUCAAUCAUAUCGUCGUGUACGAGAAAAAUUUGGUUUUAAUUUUUUUAAUAGUUUCUUUCUAUGUGAAAUUGUUUCUUCUAUUAGAAAUGUUUCUUUCCAUUAAUGAUCCCAGUCCCAGUAAAAUUAUCAUUGAUCUUUGAUUAGUUUUCAUUUUUCUCUCAUCUGAUAAAUAGCUUUUUAUUUAUAUUUCCAUUACAAAGCAUUUCCGAUGUGGGAAACAUCCAACCUUAAGAUUCCUAUUUUUUCACGAGAAUCAAUUCUGCCACUGCCGGCUAUUCUACUGGUAAAAUGUCGAACUAGAUUAGUGUAUGAAAUAUGCAUGAAAAUAUUUCAAAAGCCAAUCAGUCAUUUCUCUGAUAAGUUUUUUGCAAAUGUUGCAGACCAUGCAUUGUUUGAUCAAUAAAAAUAAUUCUCUUACAUUCCCUGUUCAACUAAAUUAUCCCAGUGCAUAUUUACUUGACGGUUUCAUGGGAAAUACUGUAGUAAAGUGAUGAAGAUCGAAUAUAAUAUUUUUAUGAAAAAUAUAUUGGAUUGAUUAUUCACAAAUUAUUUAAAAAAAUGUUUUUUAUGAAUGUAGUUUUGAAUUUUUAUUUUUAUGCUCUGAUCAUUCUUGAACUUCAAAUUUGAUCAUCAUCAUUGUUUAUUUAUUUGAUAAUUAAUUUUAAAACUAUCUAUUACCUCAAUUAUCUGAUCGAUAGAAAAUGUUAAUUCAACUGAAUAGCUUUUUAAUUCAUCACAAUCACUUUACAAAUUAUUAUCAAUAGUUUUUAUGUAACAUGCAAUACAUCAAGUCAUUCAUAAUUUAACCUUGAAUAUUUUGAGUGAAAUAAUAUUGUCAAAAGCAAAACUAUUCUAAUCAAUACUUUACUUAUUAUGUAAGGUAGCCUAUUUGUUACUUAUAGGCUUCCCGCAACGCCUAGCUAUCCAGUAAAAUGACAGACAGUUCAUUAAUGUCUUCAUUGUUAUUACUUAUCAGACUGGUUUGAUGUUAUCUAAUAUUGAAAAAAGUUACAUAUUUCUGAUAUAUUGUGUUAUCUGUUAAAUUUUAUCCACACUUUUGAAAUAUUCUGUGAUAAUAUUUAGUACCAUUUUUAACAGAUUUCUAUGUUGUUAUAUUAAUGUUAAAAGAAACUACAUCAUGUCAACAAGCUGCUUUCUUUUAUUCCAUUAAGAAAUAAUUUAAGAUUGAUUUCAAAAAUCAUAUUUUUUACAAAAUGAAUCAUGCUCACUAAAUGAAAUUUUCACUGUAUGUGUGUGUGUUUAUUCUAUUUGAAUGUUGUGUCAAUUAAAUUGUUUACAAAAAUA
This is a messenger RNA of Nilaparvata lugens (brown planthopper), 3822 nucleotides long. RefSeq names its product glutamate--cysteine ligase regulatory subunit (gene Gclm). The record is from RefSeq and is a predicted model, not a curated record. The coding region runs from base 275 to 1042 and encodes 255 amino acids. Gene Ontology annotation, cellular component: glutamate-cysteine ligase complex. The transcript is spliced from 5 exons. Lineage: Eukaryota; Metazoa; Arthropoda; Insecta; Hemiptera; Delphacidae. Gene Ontology annotation, biological process: glutathione biosynthetic process. Gene Ontology annotation, molecular function: enzyme regulator activity; glutamate-cysteine ligase catalytic subunit binding.